Messenger RNA from Calidris pugnax (ruff), 2080 nucleotides. It is a transcript of the gene UBAP1L, whose product is annotated as ubiquitin associated protein 1 like. Gene Ontology annotation, biological process: ubiquitin-dependent protein catabolic process via the multivesicular body sorting pathway. Gene Ontology annotation, cellular component: ESCRT I complex. The transcript is spliced from 6 exons. Gene Ontology annotation, molecular function: ubiquitin binding. NCBI's taxonomy places the organism in Eukaryota, Metazoa, Chordata, Aves, Charadriiformes, Scolopacidae. The coding region runs from base 624 to 1982 and encodes 452 amino acids. The record is from RefSeq and is a predicted model, not a curated record.
GAGGUGACAGAGGCAGUGGAUUUCUGAGCCUUCUGCCUUCUGGGCAGUUUGCUUGGAACAGGGUUUGGAGCUUUGUUGGUCAGUCAUGGCAUCCUCCUAGAGCUGCAGUCAUUAUUCUCACUUAGCCCUAAUAUGUGGGAAUGGAUUUAAUCUCCAAUUCCUCACCUCCUCGUGUCACAACAUUGUGUGAUUCAGGGAGGAGGCAACACAUCAUUGCCUGAAUUCAGCACUUGGGCCUUAACGUGUGACAUUAAUGGUUUCUUGGCUGAAGUUUUGGGUUGAUUUCUGUUGGCAAGAGCACACGCACUGCUCAUUUUUGAUAGGAUGAAUCUGGGUGCAGAAGUUUGCAGUUCUUCCAAAAGUUUGAAUAGUGUGAAAACAACAGCAGAAAACAACGCUUGCGGUUCAGGAAGCUUAGUGACCGGAGGAUGCUCUGCUUAAAUAGUUUAGGCUCCUUAUCCCAUCAGCAUGUCUGAUGACACAGACUAACCACUUAAGCUGUCGUCAUCUUAAAACUGUCAAAGGCAGAUGCUUGUCUGACGCUGCAGGAAUUUAAAGAACUGAGCAGCAGAGAAGCCAGCAGAGAAGCAGCUCCGUCCUCCCUGUGCCGCGAGAAGAGCUCCAUGAUUCCAUCUGAUGCAAAAAAUCAGGCAGGGGCCAUGAGUUACCUGGACGAGGUUCCCUUCCGGAUGGCCAGGAGCCUCGACGGGGACUCGGGAGGAGAAAAUGCUUUAAUCACCGCCCCGGCCAUCGAGCUCCCCGACUGCACCGACAUCCUCAUGAGCACCAUGCACGACUUCUCGCUGGAAAGAAAAGUGCUUUACUGGGUGGAGGUGGCCUCUCAGCAGCAAACCUCCCGGCACCGUGUCACCUCUGAAGUUGUCCCCACGGCUCCUCCGUGCUGGUUGCUGCUGGUGGACCCCGCUGACAGCUAUGGGGGGAGAGCCCGGGACGGUGCGGUGCGGCGCUGCAUCAGCCUGAGCGCUGCCGACGGGCACAGCAAGGGCAGAGGAGCCUUGUCCGACACCGAGAGCGAGACCUGGCACUCAGAGGAGGAGGAGUACUCAGAGGAUGACGAGUACUCCUCAACCUCCUGGGAAGAGAACAACAAGGAUGAAAAGGUUUCCAGGAGGAGAAUUGUCCCUCCGCGUCCUGGCUUUUACCAGACCAGACCAAAGACAUCUCCAGGUUUGCUGGAACCCCCACCGGAGAACAACCAACACAGCCCAGCCAACGUGGAGCAGGGCAAGCAGAGAAGAUCCAUGGUGAUAUUUAACAACAUGAAGAACGAGUUGGAAGCGGCCAGGAGGAAACUGGCUGCUUUGGUGCAUCCUUUGAACCGAGCCGUGGGGGAGAGCAGAGGGGUCCCCGUGCCACGGCCGCUCCCCCAGCGCCCCCGCACCAGCUGCAGUGUACCCUCCGAGCCACCCCUGGAUGCUUCCCACCUGGAGACCUUGGUGACAACUCCUCCAUCCGUGGCCACGUCCAUCCCCCCGAUCAAACAGCAUAAACCCACGGUGCCGUCCCUCAGCCCCUAUGCCUGCCUGCCCCCUGCCUCCACGCCGGCCUCCACGCCUGCGCGACCCCUCAGCUCCCACAGAUCCCAGCCGGAUUCGGCGGCCGACCUGCUCUCGGCGCUGAGCCAGGAGGAGAGAGACCUCAUCGAGCCCGUCAUAGCCAUGGGCUACCCCACCCGCAAAGCCAUCCUCACCCUCCAGAAGACUGGAAAGCAAAGCUUAAGUCAGUUCCUGAGCUACCUGGGUGCCUGCGACCGGCUGCUGAAGCAGGGCUACGAGGAAGGGCAGGUGGAGGAGGCCAUGGAAAUGUUCCAGUACUCGGAGAAAAAGGCAGCUGAAUUCUUGCAUUUGUUAGCUCAGUUUAACGAUAUGGGGUUCCAGCAAAAUGAAAUCAAAGAAGUUCUUUUGCUUUGUGGGAAUCAGAGGGAGAAGGCGCUGGAGGAACUCGUGAUGAAAGCCCACUGAGAAGCAUCCCGGACCCCAGUCACACCUUCUUCUCUCCAGACUGGACCACUGAAGGACUUGGGGGGAUGAACUCACACUUACCCAUCUUCUGCUCCAUC